CUGCUCUCUCUUCAUAGUUUCUGGGCGAUAUAAAUCUCCCUGUUUUCCUCUUCCUUCCUUGCGACGCAGAGCACUUUGUAUUUUGUCCCGCCAUCCCGUCCCAUUGUUUGAUGGAUUUAGAGUUUCAAUACCAAGAAGGAUACCGAAGGAACUCAAGGGGAGUCCGUUUCUUCACCUGCAAAUGGUUGCCGCUUUCGUCUCCCAGGGCUCUUGUUUUCCUCUGUCAUGGGUAUGGUAUGGAAUGCAGUCGCUCCAUGCGAGAAUGUGGAGUCAGGCUAGGGCGCGCUGGGUACGCCGUGUUCGGAAUCGAUUACGAAGGACACGGACGUUCGGAAGGUUCCCGUUGUUACAUCAGAAGGUUUGACAACAUCGUUAACGAUUGCUAUGACUUUUUCAAGUCUGUCACCGAACUCGAGGACGAUUAUAAAGGAAAGUGCAGGUUCUUGUAUGGAGAAUCAAUGGGAGGGGCCGUGGCCUUACUCUUGCACAAAAAGGACCCCCACUUCUGGGACGGUGCCGUUCUCGUUGCCCCCAUGUGUAAGAUAUCAGAGAAGGUGAAGCCACACCCCGUGGUUAUAAACAUCUUGACCAGAGUGGAAGAUGUUAUACCAGCAUGGAAGAUUGUCCCCACCAAAGAUGUCAUCAAUUCAGCCUUUAAAGACCCUAUGAAACGAGAAACGAUAAGGAGAAACGAAUUGAUAUAUCAGGACAGGCCGAGGCUGAAAACAGCGUUAGAAAUGCUGCGAACCAGCAUGAAUCUGGAAGAGAGGUUGCGCGAGGUGACUCUGCCCUUCUUUGUGUUGCAUGGAGAGGCGGACACGGUGACUGAUCCGGAGGUGAGCAGGGCAUUGUACGAGCAAGCCAGCAGUAAAGACAAGACCAUCAAAUUGUACCCAGAGAUGUGGCACGGCCUGACGUCAGGGGAGCCCGACGAAAACAUCGACACUGUAUUCUCGGACAUCAUAGAUUGGCUCGACAAGCGCGCCUGUGAUACCGCUCAAAACCGUAGCACACUUCAAUCAAUUGGUCAGAGUCAGACCGCUGACUAUGGCGUCGGGAAGGUCACCACAGCUGCUUCACCAUUGCCAAGCGUUGAAGCACAGCGUUUACGGAAAACACGAGCGCGUCCAUGCUAUUUUUGCGGGUUGAAAGCACGACGUUUGCUGUAUCACUCAUCAAUGUAGAAUCAUUGUGAGACCCUGUAAUUUAAUUUCCUUAAAACUUUGGGACUUGGGCCUCACUGAUUUAAUAUAUAUAUAUAUAUAUAUCUCAACUGUCAAACUGAAAAGGUACGCAAUGUAAUCAUUAUGAAACCAAGAUUCAAGCGGAGUGGUUGCACCAUCCAUGAAAGGGAGGGCCUUGCGCAGGUCAACCUCGGGUUCCCAUCCUAGUAGCUCCUGGGCCCUACAAAUAUCAGGUUUCCUCUUGUGAGGGCCAUCCUCUAUGUUGGGCCUUCACUCUCUUUUAACAUCUGGGUUGAUUGUUUCUUGGACCACCUACACGCGCAUCGCCCAAACACUUGAUUAUUUUAUGGUCAACAAUGCCCUUAGCGUUACCAAUUAUUUAUCUUGUUACUGACAGACGGUCGCUAAAUUUUACGAUGUGCUUCAUCC
Prosopis cineraria is the source of this 1613-nucleotide messenger RNA. RefSeq names its product caffeoylshikimate esterase-like. NCBI's taxonomy places the organism in Eukaryota, Viridiplantae, Streptophyta, Magnoliopsida, Fabales, Fabaceae. The coding region runs from base 111 to 1184 and encodes 357 amino acids. Gene Ontology annotation, molecular function: lipase activity. The record is from RefSeq and is a predicted model, not a curated record. The transcript has 7 exons. Gene Ontology annotation, cellular component: membrane.